Mauremys mutica (yellowpond turtle) is the source of this 3425-nucleotide messenger RNA. It is a transcript of the gene FAM161A, whose product is annotated as FAM161 centrosomal protein A. The record is from RefSeq and is a predicted model, not a curated record. NCBI's taxonomy places the organism in Eukaryota, Metazoa, Chordata, Testudines, Geoemydidae. Gene Ontology annotation, cellular component: photoreceptor connecting cilium; cilium; ciliary basal body. Gene Ontology annotation, biological process: cilium organization.
CGUCCCGGGUAACGGGUGUAGCUGGUAACUAAGCCCGGCGCUGGGGGAAGGAGGCGGCGGCGGCGGCCGAGCUGCCCCUGCCCCUGCCCGGGGGCCAUGGACGCGGCGCACCGAGCUGCGCUCCUCACCGCCUCCUGCCUCAGGACGCCCGUGAACCCGCGCACCAGGGCGCCGCUGGCUCUGUACGAGCGGGAGAGGCGCCCGCCGGCCGCGGCGGAGCAGCAGGAUGAUUUUGACUUGGACUGUAAUACUGAGAGACAGCAAAGCCCCACUCUAAGUGGGGACUGCGAGGACUGGAUAGACUUUCCCAAAAUGUGCCACUCAAAUCAGGAAUAUUACUUGAAGCUGGAAGAGCUGAAGAAUGCCCACCUGGAGACAAUGGCAAAACUGGAAAACAUGUAUCAGAAUAAGCUGCAUUUGAAAGGAGUACAGCCCCUGGACAAUAAGGAUGCUGCUCCUAGUUUGUGUUAUAGAUCAAUAUGGGAUAAGAGCUCAUUUCGGCCUCUGAAUUUGCAUAAAUCUUUUUCUGAGCCCGACUUAAAUGAUCUAUCCUAUUCAAGUUUAUCUGAUGGGUCUGAUGCAGAAUUAGAGUUGGAAGAAGAAAAUGGUAGUGAAACUGAGUCACUGACAUUUGCUAAAGAGCAGAUCGAAAAAAUGUGGGAUGGGUUUUCUGUGGAGGACUAUGUCUAUCACACUAAACGCAGCUUACCAAAUUCACCAACAUUCAGAAUGAUGGGGAAGAAGCAGAAAGAGUGGUCACCAAAGGUCACUGUGCCUAAGCCUUUCCAGAUGACUAUUCGAGAAGCUAAGAAAAAACAACAAAAUGUCAAAUCAAAGUCACAAAUAGAAAUGGAAAAUAAUUUAUUGAAGAAACAUCUAGAGGAAGAAGCAGAGUGUCAAAAGAAAUUCAGAGCCAAUCCUGUGCCUGCUUCUGUCUUCCUUCCGCUCUAUCAUGAAAUAAUGGAAAGAAAUGAAGAACGCAGGAAGUUUGUGAAAGAGAGAAGCAAAGAUAUUCUUUUGGCCUCUCAGAGACCAUUUCAGUUUAUCAAGAGGGAGGAGCAAAGGAAAGAAAUUAGGAAAAUGCAAUUAAAAGACCUUUCAUUGCCUGAAAAAAAAACAAAAUUAUUCCAAGCAAAACCUGUCCCUAAAUCUGUUUACAGUCCAGCCAUUAAUGAUAAGUUAAAAGAAGAAAAGCUGUAUAGAGAAAUUAGGAUCCAAAUGAGAGCUGAAGAGUUGCUACGUAAUUCUUCUCUUCCCAACAGCAGACUGGCUAGUAGAACUAUCAAUAAACAGAGGAAACAAAAAGAAGAACUGGAGCAUAAACGAAGGAUCAAAUCUAGGGUUCCAGACUUUGAAACACUACAUCAAAAAUUCCAGAAUAGGCUCCUAAAACAGAAACAUGUGAAACAUAUCACAGUUUGUGAACCUUUCAAUCUUCGUACUCACGUAUCCUCCAACAAAGGGAAGAUUCUGCAGGACAUUCAAACAGAUGAAGAAACAUUAAAAGAAACACGCUGGCCAUACGCCUCCCCAAGAUGCAAACCUCGAAUGAGGUGUUCAAGUGCAAAUUCAUCUCCCUUGGGACGUGAGGAAUCUAAAUCUCCAAGAAUCACAGAGUCUACCAAAAGACGAAUACAAGCUAUAAGGAAAUCACUUGAGGAAAAGAGAAAGCUGGAAGAAGAGCAAAAAAGGAUCAGAGCAAAGCAGAAACAAAGAGUGAAAAACCUGCAAAAACUUAUAACAACCCGGGCUGAGGCCAAUGACCCACAUCAGAGCCUAGCUCGGAUGUCUAAAUCCAAAUUAAAAAUAAUCAGGCAACAUGAGAAGCAAAGAAUGCAAGAGUAUCUGCGGGAGCGGGAAGAAAUGGAAGAAAGAGUAAACCAGAGGCCAUUGCUUUUGGAAAGAGCCACUCAGAAAAAUGCCAGAAUAGCAGCAGAAAAGCAUUACUCUGAUAUACUGAGAGAACUGGGGAUUUGUGAGGACUUCCUUUCAAAAAAACGUCAAACUGCUAAAAACCAGUCCAAUGCUAAAGGCUUUGGAAGCUGCACUGAAGACAGAGAAAGUCUUAAUGAAGAUAAAGUUCAAGAAAGAGAAUCCUGUGAUGGGGAGAAGGCAAAUCCUCACUAUGACCAAUCCUGUGAGGAGGCGGAAGAGGAGAAAGCAAGCUCAGAGUCUGACCAAUCCUGUGAGGAGGAGGAAGAGGAGGAGGCAAGCUCAGGGUCUCACCAAUCCUGUGAAGAGGAGGAGGCAAGCUCAGAGUCUCACCAAUCCUGUGAGGAGGAGGAGGAGGCAAGCUCUCAGUCUGAUCAUGAUGAUGAGCAUGUUGUGGAAUAUGAGGAUAAGUAUGAAGAUGGUUUAGAAGAAAAACCUAGUAAUGCUGAAGCUAACUGAAAGGAAGGAAAGCAGACUUACUUCUCUUACUGCCUUGGAGCUCAACACACAUUUUAUUGCUGGCAAUGGGUAUACUAAAGAAAAACCUGACUCUUGGUGCUAUGGGCGUUUUGAACUGCAUACAUGUAGGUCUUGUGUGAAUUUCCAUUUGUUAGCAUAAUAUAACUUCUAAUGCUGAAUUUGCUUUUUUUUCCAGUAAGAACAAAUUAUCAUUACUCAUUUCCAUUAGCAGUUGCACUUGUCAGUGUAUGCUUUAUUCUACACUUUCAUUGCAUGAGCGCAUUUCUCUGUUCAGAAAUACUAACCACAGUUUAAAACUCACUUCUGCCAUUCCUGUUGGCUAAUACUUAGGCUUUUACAUUUCCAGCUCUUUGCCUUCAUGCUGACAAAAUAGGGUGGGAAGCAGUCAUCAGGAAGGAGAAACAGGGGCGUUACUCCAUAAGCAAAGAUCUUAGAGCAACAUUACCUCUCAUUUCAGCACUUCUAGGAUCUGCUCAGUUUUAACCAGCCCUGAAUACAUUUUCCCAUUAUGGCAGUGGAAAUUUGGGUGUAACUCUCAUUAAAGAUGAUGAUGGGAGUUUCUUGUGUAAAUCCUCUGGCCAUCAUUGGCCAAGUGGUAGCCAGGGACACCAAAAUGCCAACUUACUAUGCAGCUGGACUGUCCUUGCAACUGCUUAAUGAAUGCUCCUUUUAAUAUAAUUUAUUAAUAGCACCCCGCAUAGUAGGGCUCUUGGGACACUGAACAAGAUAACAAAACCAUGACUAAUAUACAAUAAACACAUAUGGAGCCCCUCAUUAAACUUCUAUGGGACUUUGUAAUGCUAAAAGAAGGGAGGGGGAACGAAUUUGUAGCAUGAACUUCAGAAGCAGUAUUUGUAUUUUUGUUAUACUGUGGAUUAUGUAUUAGAACAAAUGUCUAAUCCAGGGGUAGGCAACCUAUGGCACUUGUGCCGAAGGCGGCAUGCGAGCUGAUUUUCAGUGGCACUCAGACUGCCCAGAUCCUGGCCACUGGUCCAGGGGGGCUCUGCAUUUUA